AUAUACAGAUCAGCUCUCAAAAUGUCUUCUGUGUCUUCCGUGCAUCUUCUAAGACAAUUGCAUUAGCCCGCCUGCUAGUUGACUAAUAGAAUUAAUAAUUGUAAAAAGCACUCUAAAGCCACAUGCCUUAUGAAGUCAAUGCUGGGUAUGAUUUUACAAAUAUGGUCCGGAAAAAGAACCCCCCUCUAAGAAACGUUGCUAGUGAAGGUGAGGUACAGACCCUUGAGUCUACAGGUACUGAAAGUGAAGAGUCUGGAAGGAAAAAAGAAUUUUCCACAGAGCAGAUGCAAGAAAACACUGACCAGGGUGAUGCGGCAGAGUUAAAUAACAAGGAGGAGCUUUGCACGCAUGUCCAAGAGCCAUCUUCCAGCAUUAAAAAAGACUUGAAAAGCUCAGUGCUGAGUGAAAAGGCUGGCUUCAAUUAUGAAAGCCACAAUAAGGGAGGAAAUGUUCCAUCCUUCCCUCAUGAUGAGGUGACAGACAGAAAUAUGCUGGCUUUCUCAUCUCCAGCUGUUGGGGGAAUCUGUGAGCCCUUGAAGUCUCCUCAAAAAUCAGAUGCAGAUGACACCCAAGAUGUGGUCUGUACCCCAUCAGGAGAUGCAGCGGAGACAAAUGAGGAGCAUCAGAUGUCGCCAAAAGCUUCAGAUGAAACAGUGCAAGUGCAAAGUGGUCAAACUGAUGGCCAAGGCUCAAGCCCGGUCCCCAUGGCCUCAAAAAACCCACAAGUGCCUUCAGAUGGGGGUUUAAGGCUGAACAAAUCUAAAGCAGAUUUGUUGGUAAAUGACAACCCAGAUACGGCGCCUCUGUCUCCAGAGCUUCAGGACUUCAAAUGCAACAUCUGUGGAUACGGUUACUAUGGGAACGACCCCACAGAUCUCAUCAAACACUUCCGCAAGUACCACCUAGGACUGCACAACCGCACCAGGCAAGAUGCUGAGCUCGACACUAAAAUUUUGGCUCUCCACAACAUGGUGCAGUUCAGCCACUCCAAAGACUUCCAGAAAGUCAACCGCACUGUGCUUUCAGGAGUGCUGCAGGACAUCAAUUCCCAGAGGCCUGUCUUACUAAAUGGGACUUACGAUGUACAGAAACUCUACAACUUCUUUGUGGAGCAGCAAAUCAAACUAAGGUCAUUAUUAUGCAUAAAAGCUGCAGUCUUUGGACUGCUGUCUUACUAA
Molecule: messenger RNA, 1178 nt
Organism: Pelecanus crispus (Dalmatian pelican)
Lineage: Eukaryota; Metazoa; Chordata; Aves; Pelecaniformes; Pelecanidae
Source: RefSeq, a predicted model, not a curated record